AUGUCCGCCAAGCCGCAGCCGAUCGCUGCCGCGAACUGGAAGUGCAACGGCACCACCGCCUCCAUCGAGAAGCUGGUGCAGGUGCUCAACGAGCACAUCAUCUCCCAUGACGUGCAGUGCGUCGUGGCGCCGACCUUUGUGCACAUCCCAUUGGUUCAGGCGACGCUCCGCAACCCCAAGUACGUCGUCAGCGCCGAGAACGCGAUCGCCAAGAGCGGCGCCUUCACCGGUGAAGUGUCGAUGCCGAUCCUGAAGGACCUGGGCAUCAACUGGGUCAUUCUCGGCCACUCGGAGCGUCGCACCUACUACGGCGAGACGGACGAGAUUGUAGCGCAAAAGGUUGCGGCUGCGUGCGAGCAGGGCUUCAUGGUGAUCGCGUGUAUUGGAGAGACGCUGCAGCAGCGUGAAGCAAACCAGACAGCGAAGGUGGUGCUGAGCCAGACGUCAGCGAUCGCCGCGAAGGUGCCGAAGGAGGCGUGGUCCCAGAUUGUGCUCGCCUACGAGCCCGUGUGGGCCAUUGGCACCGGCAAGGUCGCCACGCCCGAGCAGGCGCAGGAGGUGCACGCUCUGUUGCGCAAGUGGGUGAGCGAGAAGGUCGGCGCCGAUGUCGCCACGAAGCUCCGCAUCCUGUACGGCGGCUCCGUCAGCGCCAGCAAUGCCAAGACGCUCUACAUGAAGGCUGACAUCAACGGCUUCCUGGUCGGCGGCGCUUCCCUCAAGCCGGAGUUUCGCGACAUCAUUGAUGCAACCCGGUAA
Molecule: messenger RNA, 756 nt
Organism: Leishmania mexicana MHOM/GT/2001/U1103
Lineage: Eukaryota; Euglenozoa; Kinetoplastea; Trypanosomatida; Trypanosomatidae
Product: triosephosphate isomerase
Exons: 1
Coding region: 1-756 (251 amino acids)
Biological process (GO): glyceraldehyde-3-phosphate biosynthetic process; glycerol catabolic process; glycolytic process
Cellular component (GO): cytosol
Molecular function (GO): triose-phosphate isomerase activity
Source: RefSeq, a predicted model, not a curated record